AUGAAUUUUAAAGAUUUGUUUGAAGCUAAAAGGGUUAUGGGAUUCUAUGCAGUUGCUAAUAAGGUUGGUCUUAAAGUAAAACAAUCGGACACUACUAGACUUAGAUAUGUAUGUGAUACUGGAUGCCCUUUUGUGUGCUUGAUAUCUAAGGAUAAUAAAGAUCAAGGAUUUAAAAUCAAGACUUUGGAGACAAAACAUAAAUGUGAUCCAACAUUUCAUAAUAGAAGAGCUACUCCUGAUGUUUUAACACAUUAUUUCAAAAACAAAGUCCAAAAUGAUCCUAAGUACAAGAUCAAACAAAUGAGGAUGGACGUGGAUCAGAAAUUUAAACUGAAUAUUAGUUAUUCUAAGAUGAAGAGAGUUAAGAAACUUGUCUUAGAGGAAUUAGAGGGCAGCUUCAUUGAUGAUUUCAAUAGGUUAGAGGCUUAUGCUCAAGAAUUGAGGGAUAGUAAUCCUGGUACAGAUGUGGUUAUAAACAUAUCAAAAAAUGCUUUGACAGAAGGAAAAAGGAGAUUUUUGAGAAUGUAUGUGUGA
Molecule: messenger RNA, 534 nt
Organism: Solanum verrucosum
Lineage: Eukaryota; Viridiplantae; Streptophyta; Magnoliopsida; Solanales; Solanaceae
Exons: 1
Coding region: 1-534 (177 amino acids)
Source: RefSeq, a predicted model, not a curated record